Microstroma glucosiphilum is the source of this 1243-nucleotide messenger RNA. RefSeq names its product Brix-domain-containing protein. Gene Ontology annotation, biological process: rRNA processing; ribosomal large subunit assembly. Gene Ontology annotation, molecular function: rRNA binding. The transcript has 4 exons. Lineage: Eukaryota; Fungi; Basidiomycota; Exobasidiomycetes; Microstromatales; Microstromataceae. The record is from RefSeq and is a predicted model, not a curated record. The coding region runs from base 1 to 969 and encodes 322 amino acids. Gene Ontology annotation, cellular component: nucleolus.
AUGGCAUCGAUCCUGCGCCAGGCAAACAAGCGUAAGGCUGCCCCUACUGCUGCUGCAGGUGAGGAUGUGCAGCAAAGUGGUGCUCCAGGCGAGGUCGUUCGGCGAAACAAGCAGAGGGUCUUGCUGAUUCCUUCUCGUGGUGUGACGAGCCAGAUGAGGCACCUCGUAUCUGACCUGGAGGUUCUGAUGCCUCACUCCAAGAAGGAUUCCAAGCUGGACUCCAAAUCGAAUCUUCAUAUCAUCAACGAGCUCGCUGAGCUGAACAAUUGCAACAAUACCCUCUACUUCGAAGCUCGGAAGCAUCAAGAUCUCUAUCUAUGGGCUUCCAAGACACCCAACGGACCCUCUGCGAAGCUCUUCAUUCAGAACAUCCAUACAAUGGAUGAGCUCAAGAUGACUGGCAAUUGUCUCAAGGGCUCCCGUCCGAUCCUGUCAUUCGACUCUGCAUUUGAUCAGUCCCCUCACUGGUCGCUUCUGAAGGAACUUCUCACACAGGCCUUUGGCGUACCUCGCAGUUCAAGGCGUACGAAGCCCUUUGUGGAUCAUGUUCUCACGUUCAGUGUGCUGGACGGGAAGAUUUGGUUCCGCAACUACCAGAUCAUAGAGGAGGAUCCGGGGAGCGCUGUUUUGCGAAGAGCGCAGGAACUGGCCUCGGGGGCUGAGCCGGACAAGAGGGCAAAGAGGAGCAAGAAGGCUGGGGCAGAGGAGAAGCCCCCUACACUGGUGGAGAUCGGUCCGCGUUUCGUCAUGACACCCAUUAGGAUCUUUGAAGGAAGCUUUGGCGGUGCGACAUUGUACGAGAACCCAGAAUACGUCUCUCCGAAUACCGUUCGCCACCUGGCUAGGCACAAGAAGGGAGAAGAGUACAAGUCGCGCGCAAAUGAUCAAGACGCCUUUAAGACAAAGGUGGCCAAGUUGCAGAGGGAGAGAAAGGUGAAUGAGCUCGCCACCGAUCGAGUCUUUGCUUGAGGAGGGAGGGGGAGGAGGAGCAAGAGGAGAGGGAUUGGGAGCCAUGCGAUUCUUGGGAGUUGCAGAGGCGAGGACACGACAUGGCAUGGUGUGAGCGGUUACGAGUUUGGUCAGACUAGAAGCGGGACGAGUAAUUGGCAGAGAGGACUAUGAAGGGAAGAGUCACAUGUCGAUUCAAAAAUAGACGAGGAGGAGGCGGGAAUCAUCGACAUCGACGACGACGACGACGAUGAUGAUGAUGUCUUCCUGCGCACUUCGCUGUAAGCAAACAAGC